This is a messenger RNA of Salmo salar (Atlantic salmon), 5056 nucleotides long. The record is from RefSeq and is a predicted model, not a curated record. NCBI's taxonomy places the organism in Eukaryota, Metazoa, Chordata, Actinopteri, Salmoniformes, Salmonidae.
AGGGCCUUCCCCAAACUGUAGCCACAAAGUUGGAAGCACAGAAUCGUCUAGAAUGUCAUUGUAUGGUGUUGUGUUAAGAUUUCCCUUCACUGGAACUAAGAGGCCUAGCCUGAACCAUGAAGACCAGCCCCAGACCAUUAUUCAUCCUCCAUCAAACUUUAUAGUUAGCACUAUGCAUUGGAGCAGGUAGCGUUCUCCUGGCAUCCACUAAACCCAGAUUUGUUCAUCGGUCUGUCAGAUGGUGAAGCGGGAUGCAUCACUCCAGAGAAUGCGUUUCCACUACUCCAGAGUCCAAUGCCGGAAAGCUUUACACCCCUCCAGCCGACGCUUGACAUUGCGCAUGGUGAUUUUAGGCUUGUGUGCGGCUGCUCGGCCAGGGAAACCCAUUUCAUGAAGCUCCAGAUGAACAGUUCUUGUGCUGACGUUGCUUCCAGAAGCAGUUCGGAACUCGGUAGUGAGUGUUGCAACAGAGGACAGACAAUUUUUAUGCGCUAUGCCCUUCAGCACUCGGCGGACCCGUUCUGUCAGUUUGUGUGGCCUACCACUUCGCGGCUGAGCUGUUGUUACUCCUAGACAUUCCACUUCACAAUAACAGCACCUACAGUUGACUAGGGUAGCUCUAGCAGUGCAGAAAUUUGACAAACUGACUUGUUGGAAAGGUAGCAUCCUAUGACCGUGCCACGAGUGCUGUCAUUAAGGCCAUUCUUCUGCCAAUGUUUGUCUAUGGAGAUCGCAUGGCUGUGUGCUAAAUUUUAUACACCUGUCAGCAACGGGUGUGGCUGAAAUAGCCAUAUCCACUAAUUUGAAUGGGUGUCUUCAUACUUUUGUAUAUAUAGUGUAUGUAUUGUGUGCAUACUAUUACUGUAUCUGUGAAAUACACUUUUUAUCAUUUAAUUUCAUCUAUCAACUGAGUCACUUCAUUUUAUAGAACAUUUUUGACUGUAGGCAAUAUUGCUGCAGUUUGGGUUAAUUCUGUCGUUUCUGUGAUGAAGUAUUUGAUUGCAUAAAAUCUUCCUCAUGAUCAGCAAGAAAAGCCUCAAGUCAUGGAGUUAACUGCAGAGGGGCUCUUGUGUGUUUAAUUCCCUUGUGAAAGCUACUUAAUAUUCAUAGCACAUGCCCAUUGUGGAGAACUCCAGUAUGCCGUACCAUAAUAACCUCUGUAGAGUGUGUCAUUAUGUUCUUUGAGCUUCAGAGACACUCCUGUGAAGGGGCAUUCACAGGUAGCUACCACACAUACACCACAACAUUAAUAUCUUACUGUAAAAAACACUUUAUGGUCAAAUAACAUCAUUAGCUGACAAAAUGAUUGUUCCACUUUGUAGAAACCCGUAUCUCAUGACAUCAUUCUGAGCACGGAUGGUGGAAAUUCGAUGAGAGUCAAUAGAAGGUGUGGGAAGAGGGGACUGCCCCCAGCGAGGCUUCCCCAGGCAGUCAGUGGGAGUCUGACUCCAGUCCUGCUCCUGUGGCUAGCAGACCUGUCCGUCUGGCUGGACCGGUCACAGGAGUCAGCUAUGAAGUGAAUGAAAAGGUUUUCUUUCAUCAGCACAUAAUAGAUAACACAAGGGAAGAAAUAUUAUAUACACCCUCUGUAGGGAGACACCUAAAAGCUGCUUUAUUUUGGAACACAAGUUGACAUGAGGAUUUGAAAGUUGUCAGCUGUGCACUUCAGGGUAAGAAGUGGCGAUUAUCUCGAGGAAACAGGAUCAUGGCUGUGAGAGACUGAAAGGAUCUGUCAGCAGAGCAGAACGCUUGGAGCAGAGAGAGAGGCAAUGUGAGCAGAGAGAGGCAAUGUGAGCAGAGAGAGGGGAGGAAGUUGAGAGCGAGGGAGGAGUUGUACGAGAGGGGGAGGAGGAAGAUAAGAGAAUCUGUUAUAAGUUGGAGGUAAUCAUUCAUAUUUUAGGAUAUGAAGUGUGAAGGGUGAGUUGUCUUUUUUUAUCACCACUAUCAUUAUUUCAUCAUUUUUAGUGGUUAUGAUCUCUUUAGUGAUUAUAUAUCAUAUCUCACUCAGAGCUAUUUGUUCCUUAUGUCAACAAGGACUUGUGACAUGUAUGUGAAAGGCUGGGAACUUUUUUUGCCUGUGUUUUCAAGAUCAUUCCCUUGAAGAUAUAUCUGUGUCACAGCCCAAGCUGUUUGUGGAAAUUACCUUAUUUAACUGAUUCUGGACAAUGCUUUCAAUUUUUUAUUUUACCUUUAUUUAACUAGGCAAGUCAGUUAAGAAUAAAUUCUUAUUUUCAAUGACAGCCUAGGAACAGCGGGUUAACUGCCUUGUUCAGGGGCAGAACGACAGAUUUGUCCCUUGUCAGCUCGGGGAUUUGAACUUGCAACCUUUCGGUUACUAGCCUAAUGCUUUAACCACUAGGCUACCCUGCCACCCCAAUGAGAUCUAAUGUGAGAAUCAAGAUUCAUUGGCGACUGCAUUUCUCUCAGAAGAAACAGAGGUAUUGAAAAGGAGACUUCUACCGCACACAAUUUUCCAGUAACAAUUAGCAUAUCAUUACUAGCUAGUGUAAUUGGUGUCAUGACUUUGGCUGGAUCUGUGCUGCCCUAGUAGUGUUUGUACUAGUUCAAACGACAAUCCUCAUUCCCAAAGACCGAGGAGGCUACAUACUGUACGGCCAUGUCAAACUCCCAGGAACAGAGUCUGAAUAAGGACGUGAUAUUUCUGCCUCUGUCUGAGUCCAGCCCGGAGUACCUUCACUGCGAGAGGGAGCGCUAUGCGCUAGAACGCCUGCUGAGUGCGGGCCCCGAGGCCUUCUACACCACGCUGAGUGCAGAGCACCUCGUACCCUUCCUCUCCCCAGAGGAGGUGAACCAGAUCAGUGGCAGGGUCAAGGACUACCAUAGCAGCUAUGAGGAGUUGGAGGGGGCUGAGGAGGAUGGCAGCUCAGGGGUGCAAGACUUCUCUGCCAGGUACUUCCCCACCCACUCAGACUUCCCUCCACCUUGCCUGGAGCUGGGCUGGCCUGAGGGGGUCACCUGGGUGGGAAUGGGACGCGCCAUGGUCUACACCAGCCCACCUGCAGAUGAACAACCUCCUGUCAGAGAGAUCAUCAGAAGACUACUGCAGGGGGCUAGCAAGGUUAUUGCCAUGGUGACAGACAGACUGACAGAUAGCACUGUGAUUGGGGAUCUACGCACUAUCGCUUCACGGGGAGUCCCUGUUUACAUUGUCCUGAACCAGAGAUCCAGCCAGGAGAACCUCCCCCCUCACAGGCUGAGGCAUCCGAAUAUACAGGUUCGUGUUCUUGGAGGAAAGACCUUCUGUUCACGGGAGGGAAAGAUAGUGAUGGGGGAAUUGAAGGACAACUUCCUCCUGGUGGAUUUGGAGACAGUGGUCAAUGGAAGCUACAGCUUCACAUGGUCAGACGCUCACCUGCACCGGCAGCUGGUGACGGUGCUGAGUGGCCCGGUGGUGGAAUCCUUCGACCGAGAGUUCCGGAUCCUCUUUGCAGCCUCACUUCCAGUUCCAGACACAUGGAAGACCGCUAAGGCCCUAAUAGAUGAGCCCCAUCACCACUCAGUGCUCCUGGACCUCAACAACCGGCCCAAGUAUUUCCCCAUGGAGCCUAUCAACAGCCUCCCUCCUCCCCCACCUGCAGACUACACCCUGGAUUGGGAGGCCCUGGGCGUCAUCCACAGAGGAAGUCCUGUCAAUCAACAAGGUGAACCCAUGGACAUGAAUAUGAACAUGGAGGACCCAUUACAACAUUUUACAGCAGUGAACAAAAAGCCACCUUUUGGGGAGGAGUUUUGUCCGAAGGAGGUUGAUCACCUCACAACUACGCAUGUGUAUGAGGGGAGAAUAUGGGCCAACAAUAUCAAUUUGGAGACUGAAAUUCAGCUGGAUAAUCAGACGACUUUUAACGGAGCUUUACCCUGUCAGAAAGAGAACCAACCGUCCACUGAAACAGAAACCCAACACAGGGUCCAACCCAAAACAUAUGGCGGACACCUCUCCAAACAGAAGAGCUCUGAAGUUGAUGAGAAAGAGUCUGUGGGGCCCAGUGAAAACAAAAUGGAGACAGGCCCACGAGAAGAAGCUGUGGGCUUUCCCUCCAGAGAGAGAAGAGAUCGUCCAACUAGAAGGGAAGAUGUUAUGGCAGAGGAGUUAGGCACAGAGGCAACUGAAUCUAGAGUCAACUCUGGUGCUGAUAGCCCCUCUACCUCUAGGAGACCUCUGAUACUGAAGGUGCCUCAAAGUGAAAGCUUCAGCUCUUUGAGUGACAUCAUGAGGAGGCUGCAACCUCGUCAGAGCUCUUCAACCCAGCUAAGGAGGGGUGCUAAGACCACCGUGUCAGAACUCAGCAGUUCCAUGAUGGACCUGAGUGUGAUGCAUACAGACCCAGGCUUUAAAGAGAAGGGAACAUCUGUGCCACAAGCCAGUGUAAGUUACUUUGACCCUAUUCGAAUGACCCCAGCCUUCGCCCUGAUGAGGAAGAGGAAUGAUGAGUUUAAAACGGGGAUCCUUAGGCCUCCCAAAACCUUUCUGCCUCCUACCACCAGGCCUCGCAGUGGCAGCGUUGGACUCCAGAGGGACUGGAGAAGGCCACAGAGUGACUUGGAUCGAGGGAAGGAGGAUAGAAAGUGAUUGAGUAAAGAGGAUGGAAGAGAACGAGGAAAUGUCACUAUGCGAACGGGACAGACAAUGGUAGCUGCAUUGAGAGCAGAGUCUAGUGUUGAAUCACACAGACAAAUUUGAUGUGCAUCUUCAGUGAAAAUGGUUACUGUAUUUACCUGGAAGAUGAAGCAGGGAAGCCAUCUGUUAAGGACAGCAGUUUGAAAUGGAAUGUAAUGUAAUGUAAUGGAUGUGAAAAAUGUAAAUCAUCUCUCAUAAUACCGACGUUGUAGGUCCUACAAGAUGAUAAAAUGCUUAGCAGAACAAAUCUAAAACAGCCACAGUAUUCAUGGUUUCAGGCCCCACGCAAAUGUAUACAUACCGGUCUUUGACUACAACAAUAGAUUUCUUGACAUAUUCCUUUGUUUCUUAUGGAAUAUUGGAUUAGGACUGUUUUUCAUUAUAGGUCAAACUGAAUAAAAUAACCUUUCAUAAUGUUAA